Molecule: messenger RNA, 4155 nt
Organism: Lacerta agilis (Sand lizard)
Lineage: Eukaryota; Metazoa; Chordata; Lepidosauria; Squamata; Lacertidae
Gene: BOC
Product: BOC cell adhesion associated, oncogene regulated
Exons: 19
Coding region: 361-3666 (1101 amino acids)
Biological process (GO): nervous system development; axon guidance; cell-cell adhesion
Cellular component (GO): plasma membrane; axon
Molecular function (GO): protein binding
Source: RefSeq, a predicted model, not a curated record
AUGGGAGGCUUCGGAGCCGGGUUAGCAAAAAGAAGGGAAUUGUUUGAGAGUUCAGUCAUCCAAAAAACCUUCUUCCAUAUGGAGGCUCUGGCUGCCUCGAUCCCAGUGGCUUUCUCGGCUCUCUGCAGUUUCUUCUUCCUCUUCCGCUCAGCUUUGUAGGGAAGCUGCGGACUCUUCCUAAAAGCAGCCAGCUCCCAAGUACAACAACCUCCCUUUCUCCCUUAAACCUCCUCCAUCCAGAUUCUCAACAUCAGCUUUAUUUUGGGCGCAUCACGAAGCUGAAUUUCCACCCUUAAGUCCUCUGGGGCAGCUUAUGGGAACUUCACUUGGCAUCUUUUGCUCCAGACUCCUCUGCAUGGGAUGGCCAUGAUAUCAGAGGGGGAAAGACCAAUGACUGCUAUCAUCGUCUGUUUGCUCUUGGCAUCUGCUGGUUGCAUUGCAAAUUUGGGUCAAUCUCAUCAGGUCACCGUGCAGCCUGCUUCUAUGGUCCAGAAGUAUGGUGGCUUGGUAAGCUUGAGGUGUGUGGUCGAGCCCUUGACUGUAAAUGUGUCCUGGAGACUAAAUGGAAAGGAGCUGUUUCACUCAGAUGACAUCCCGGGGAUCCAUAUUGAUCAGAGAUUGCUUACCAUUGCUUCCUUAAACAACGACACAGUGGGCCGAUACCAGUGCAUAGCCCGUGUGCCUGAAGGUGUUGUUGCCAGUGUUCCAGCCAUGGUAACAUUAGCUAAUCUCAAAGACUUCAAAUACGAUGGCCAGCAUGUGAUAGAAGUUGAUGAGGGCAAUACAGCUGUAAUUGCCUGUGAUCUUCCUGAAAGCCACCCAAAGGCCCAGGUUCGAUACAGUGUGAAACAUGAAUGGCUGGAGGUCUCCAGAGAUAACUAUCUGAUCAUGCCAUCUGGGAAUCUUCAGAUAGUCAAUGCAAGCCAAGACGAUGAGGGAACUUACAAAUGUGCGGCGUACAACCCUAUCACCCAGGAAGUAAAAACAUCUGUGUCUAGCGAAAAACUCCGUGUGAGACGCUCCACAGCUGAAGCAGCUCGCAUAAUUUAUCCACCAGAGGCUCAGACCAUCAUUGUCACUAAGGGUCAAACUCUAAUCCUUGAAUGCGUGGCUAGUGGGAUUCCACCUCCACGUGUCACGUGGGCUAAGGACGGCUCCAAUAUCUCUGGCUACAACAAGACUAGAUUCCUUCUCAGCAAUCUUCUAAUUGAUGCAAUCAGUGAGGAAGACUCAGGGACCUACAGCUGUAUGGCUGACAAUGGCAUGGGUGAGGCUGCAGCAGCAUUCAUUCUCUACAAUGUUCAAGUGUUUGAACCCCCGGAGGUUGUCAUGGAACUAUCUCAGCAGAUCAUCUCAUGGGGUCAAAAUGCAAAGUUCACCUGCAAAGUUCGGGGGAACCCCCAGCCAUCAGUUGUGUGGCUGCGUAAUGCAGUUCCUCUCUUCUCCAGCCACCGAAUGCAACUCUCUCGCAAGGCCCUACGUGUCUCCAGUGUGGGGCCUGAGGAUGAAGGGAUAUAUCAGUGCAUGGCAGAGAAUGAAGUUGGGAGUGCACAGGCUAUGGUUCAGCUGAGGACUACUGGGCCUGGAACAACUCUGAAGCCACAGCAAGGUUCUGUUGCCGAUUCAGCUCAAUCUGCCUUGUCACCUACCCUGCUUAGCAACAGUGAAAAAAUGCUGAAAGACAAAGCAAACUUCCUAAGACCCAGGCCCACGACACCAUCUGUGUCUGUUCAAUGUACUACCAAAGAGUUGGUGUCUCCAGCUGAGGCCCCAGUCAUCCUUAGCUCUCCCCGGACUACUAAAACUGAUUCAUAUGAGCUGUUAUGGAAACCACGGCAUGAUGGCAGAGCCCCCAUCCUCUACUAUGUUGUAAAACAUCGCAAGGUAAUGAAUUCUUCAGACAGCUGGACAGUCAGGGAUGUCCCUGCCAACCAGCACCAUCUGACUCUAAUAAAACUGGACCCAGGAAGUUUAUAUGAGGUGGAGAUGUCUGCCUACAACUGUGCUGGAGAGGGGCAGACAGCAAUGGUGACCUUCAGGACUGGACGUCGACCCAAACCAGAUAUCAUAGCCAGCAAAGAGCAGCAGAUUCAGAAGGAUGACCCUGGCACCAGCUCUCGGAGCAGCAACCAAUCCGACAAUACUCGCCUGUCGCCUCCCGAGGCUCCAGAUCGCCCCACCAUCUCAAUGGCAUCUGAGACAUCUGUCUAUGUGACUUGGAUCCCCCGUGGAAAUGGAGGCUUCCCCAUUCAGUCAUUCCGAGUAGAAUAUAAGAAACUGAAGAAGCUGGGGGACUGGGUGCUGGCCACAAGUGACAUCCACCCUUCUCGUCUCUCUGUGGAAAUUGCAGGACUAGAGAAAGGCACAUCCUACAAAUUUCGAGUGCGAGCAUUGAACAUACUGGGGGAGAGUGAGCCAAGUGCUCCAUCUAAACCACAUGUGGUAUCGGGCUACAGCAACCGUGUAUAUGAGCGCCCGGUCACAGGGCCAUACAUCACCUUCACGGAUGCCAUCAAUGAGACCACCAUCAUGCUGAAGUGGAUGUACAUUCCAGCCAGCAAUAACAAUACUCCAAUUCACGGUUUUUACAUCUAUUAUCGACCAACUGACAGUGACAAUGACAAUGAUUACAAGAGGGAUACGGUAGAAGGUGACCGGUACUGGCAUUCUAUCAGCCACCUCCAGCCAGAGACUUCAUAUGACAUUAAGAUGCAGUGCUUCAACGAAGGUGGGGAGAGUGAAUUCAGCAAUGUGGUGAUGUGUGAAACCAAAGCUCGCAAAUCUGCAGGAGUGCCUGGUCGCCUCCCACCAUCUACAGUAUCUACAAUACAUCACCCCCCACCCAACAGUGGCCAUAAUUUCUUAGGGGCAGGGGCCAUGGUGGCUCGCUCCAGUGAUUUGCCAUACUUGAUUGUAGGGGUGGUGCUGGGCUCCAUCGUUCUCAUCAUUGUGGCAUUCAUUCCAUUUUGCCUUUGGAGGGCUUGGUCCAAGCAGAAGCAGAGCAUAGACCUGGGUUUUCCUGGUGCAGGGCUGCUGGUGUCCUCUUGCCAGUACACCAUGGUGCCCCUGCAAGGGGUCUCCACUCCUCGAGCUAAUGGGCUGCGUUAUGCGAAUGGCGUGCAUCUGCCAGCACACCAGGGAGCCAAUGGCCAUUUCCCCUCAGCUACAAUUGGAUAUCCCAACACAAAGUCACAGGAUUACAGCCCAGAUGAGGUUCAACAGCAGAAUGAGACCAAUGCGUUUCUGCAGGGGAGGGUGCUGCAAAAUGGAAAUAUUCCAGCUGAACACCAGAGGUCACCUAGUCCUGGACCAGAACAGAAUUGUUUUCUCUAUGGGCUUCCAGAUGACUCCACACACCAGCUGCUUCAGCAACAUGACAAUUGCCAUCAUCAUGAACAAUACCUUGGCCUGGGUCACUCUGUGCCGCAAGGCAAAAUGGGCAACUCCACUAAGGAAAUCAUGAAGGAUCCUGUCUUCCAUACAGAUUCUGCCUGCUGCCUUGGUCUAGUACCAGUUGAAGACGUAGAGAGGACAGAUUUCUGCCAAGAUAAACGACAAGUGUGGCCCCCAAACACAGUGGACACUUGCUUGGCCGGAAGCACAGAGAAGCAUCUGAACAGCCUGCCACUGCAUGUUCCCUUAGAGACUCUUCCUGGCACCAGUUAGGGAACUAAUUGCCUUACAAAGACUAUUCUAAACAGAAAAAGGGUUAUUUAUUUUUGUAUUACAUCUCUAUUUAUAUAUUUAUGCACUUGUAAAUAGAUGUGUAUCUGCCUUCUAUAAUGACGCUGAAAGAAAUGGCAUCAUGUGCAAGAGGUAAUAAACUGAGGCAACAGCAUGUAUUUCCAUCAGAUCACGACUUGGAAAAGGCAGCUUCCUACUCUCAGCAACAGAAUAAGCACAAGGGCAAGAGCUGCAUUUCCAGCUGCAAGAAGGUUCUCUAAAUGGUGAGAUUAUGGGAAAGGGUCUUUACUUGCCUCCCAGCAGGAGGAAUCUCAUUGCAGAAUGCCAAAAGAAAACAGAUAUAAAGUAGGUACCAUAUUUAUCUGCAUUAACAAGCAAUAUAUACAAGCACAGAUUCUGUGAUAGUGUGCCUAUAUAAUGAAACCAAUGCCAUGCUUCAUCAAGUAAAUAAAGACUGUUUCUUCCCUUUGA